GUUCUUGUGUCGUCUUGAUCGAAAACAGGAGCCUUUCCGGAACAGGGGGGAGGGCGCGCAGCGGCGCAUGUCCUUUCCCUGAAACCUCGGAUUCCCCGGCGGAUUCUCCGCUUGCAUGGAGACGAAGCGCGGGUCAGGUGCGAGCCAGGGACAGGUGCAGCCAGGCCCGGCGGCGCCGGCGCCGGCGAAUGCGAAGGGCCUGGCGGCGAAGCGCUCGCGGGAGUCGGUGGAGUCCAAUGCCUCCAUCGUCACGCGGAAGGAAGCGGUUCGCGUGGUGAGCACUGAGAAGUCCGAGCACUCUGAGGAGCCGCCCGGUGGGCUCUCCUUGCUACUGGGCCUCUAUCGCUUCAACCAGCGCAUCACCCUCCAUGCCAGGUUCAUCGUCAGUUCCCUGACGGGCGGAGAAUCAAGAGGCAGCAAAUCGAGGUGGACCCCUGGACUGCUGGAGCGAUCGCUCUACAAUGGCGAGCACCACGACAAGGGCUCCAGCGACAUCUUGAACAUUCAGGAGCUUUUCCAUGGAGCCGAGACCACGAGAGAUCUCACAGUGCAGCAGCACUUCGUUUGCCGUUUCCACCUCUCGACCUUGGCGAGGAGGAUCGAGCUGGUACGCCUGCUGUGCGUGGUGUGCACCUGCAUCACUGCACCUCUUAGCUUCAUUCUCUCUGGGGACUGGAACUCCCCGGAGUUGGUGCCUGGAGGACGACUUCUCCUGGGCUUCGAUUGUGCCAUGGACGUUAUCUUCGCGAUUUGCCUGGCGCUGCGCUUCAGAAUCUCCUUCUUGCACCCCAUCACCAAGAAGGAGGUGACGGAUGUGUUGAAGAUCAGGCACUACUACACCAAUAGUGUUGUCUGGUGGCUGCAGCUCAUCAGCGCUUUCUCCUACUGCUGGCUAGGAUUUGGCGCCACACUGCUUCUGAACAAUCUGAAGCUCGUUCGUGUAGGCCCCUUGCUGAGAGCCCCCGAUGCACUCUGGAGGAUGGAGGACAAGCCUGUGGUGCGGCUGGGGCGGCCGGUGGUCUUGCUGGUUCUGGGUGCCCACUGGACCGCCUGCCUGCUCUUCACCCUGGGGGGCUUCAGAGAGGAGCUGAUCGAGCGGGCACAUGACUAUGCGACCACCUUCAGUUUAGGCUACGGCAUCUCAGGUGAAGUGUCUGGAGGCGUGUCUCUGUACUUCAUGGCCUUCGUCGAAGCGUUGUACAUGCUCACUGGCGCUUUGGACAACCCCUUGGGCGAUGGAGGACCACGCGACAAGGACUUUGGGUCUUUGCUGAUGGUGUCAAUCUUCGGACCGGUGGGGUGUGUAGUUGUGGCGCUCUUCAUCUCCGCUAUCAUGCGUGAGCAGCAGAGAGCACUGGCUUUGGAUAGCAAGCACGAGGAGAACAAGGCGUUCAUGGAGCGCGCUUUGCAGAUUCUGGAGAUACCACCCGAGCUGCAGCAAAGGGUGCUUAGCAUGCACCUUUUCCAGAAGUUCGAGCAUGAUGUUGAGGCGCUGAACUCUCUCUUCGAGAAGAAGAACCUCAGCAAGGCCCUGGAGAACACGUUGCUGGUCUACCUCUAUCGAGAGACGGUGGUUUGCUCCCCGUACUUCAGGAACAAGGACCCGAACUACAUCAUCGCGGUGGUCAACGUGCUUGAGGACCAGGUCUUCUUGCCGGGGGACUACGUUGCGCGAAAAGGAGAAGUUGCUACUUCGAUGUACUUUGUGAGUCGAGGGGACCUCACCAUCCUCAUCCCAGACCAUGAGGAUGAGAACAACGUGUUGAAGGCCAAAGAGAUCAAGAAGAUGGGCGUCGGCGAGCAGUUUGGUGAAAUCGCCCUGGUGAAGGACACCGUGCGCACCGCCUGGGUCCGGGCGAACACCUAUGUCAUCGUCUCCGCCCUACCCUCCAGCUCCAUCAGGCACGUUUGGGUGUUCUACCCCAAGGAGCGGGAGGAGCUCCUGCGUACGGUGGAGCAGCACGCGGAACGAGACAGGAAGCGCAAGGUCAAGCAAAGGUGGGAGAAAGGAUUGGGCGCUGCCACUGUAACUCCUUGGAAGAUCAAGGGCGGGCCAGGAUCCACGGCAUCAUUUGCAUCAGGCACUCCCCCUUCGCCAACGGCACAGGACAGCAGGCUGAAAUCUGGGAAGACCGUCAAGUUCUCUGGAUUGGAUCAGCGGGAAGAGACAGAGUCGCGCAGCGAGAGCGAAUCUCCAAAGAGUGCGCAGUCUCGGGCAGAGCCAGAAUCUCCAGUUUUCCACUUCGGCGAGGAGGUUGUGACAAGGAGACUUCAGGCAAUGGAGAAUCGUAUGGACGAAGUGCUUCGGCGUCAAAGCUCGCUGGAGCGUAACGUGAUGGAGUCCCUCAUGAAGAUCCAGAAGAAUUUGGAGAAGCGCGCAGGCUUGGAGGAGAAGGAGAGGCAGCGCCACUGGCAACUUCCAGAGGAGAAGUGGAUUCAAAAGAAGGUGCCAGAGGAGGGCCGGCGCCGGGCCCGAAGGGCGCGCAAGAGCACGGAGGGUCGGCCCUGUGUGGAUCUCACUGGCCUGGACCCGGCCGCUGCUUCUGACACUGCAAUGCCGCCGCAGGCAGCGCCAAAAAGUUUCGAUGCAGCGCCUUGGGCUCAGGGCUCGUUGCCCGUGCCGCCGCCUCCGGAGAAUGAUGAAGAGUCCUUGAUACUCCACCUACACGACCCUGGCGAACCGUCCCAGUGAACCAUGGCUGCUUGAUGCCUUAUGCUCACCCUUAUGGUAGAGCAUGGGCGAGCGUAGUUAGUUUUUGGAUUCCUGGAGAAAGGCGGUGGCCAACAGAUUCAGC
Molecule: messenger RNA, 2795 nt
Organism: Effrenium voratum
Lineage: Eukaryota; Dinophyceae; Suessiales; Symbiodiniaceae
Source: the annotation of a GenBank genome assembly